AUGGCCGCCAAAGCAGGAAAGAACAAGGCUCCGGUCUAUGUCCUCGGUGUGGGUAUGACCAAGUUCAUCAAGCCUCGUGGCAAGGUCGAUUACACAGAGCUCGGAUUUGAGGCUGGUGUCAAGGCUUUGAUCGAUGCGGGUGUUAACUAUGAUGAUAUGGAGGCUGGUGUGGCGUGUUACUGCUAUGGUGACAGCACUUGCGGACAGCGAGUAUUCUACCAGUUUGGAAUGACUCAAAUCCCCAUUUACAACGUCAACAACAACUGCUCAACCGGCUCAACCGGCAUCCACCUCGGCCGAACCAUGAUCGCAGGCGGCAUGGCCGACGCCGUCCUCGUCGUCGGAUUCGAAAAGAUGAACCCAGGCUCCCUCCAAUCCUACUUCAACGACCGCGCCAAUCCCACCGGCACCACCGGCCAAAUGAUGCUCGAAACCCGCGGCCGCACCAACGCCCCUCACGCCGCCCAACUCUUCGGCAACGCCGGCCGCGAAUACAAGGAGAAAUACGGCGCAAAGAACGAAGACUUUGGCGAGAUCGCCCGUAUCAACCACGAACACUCCAAGCGCAACCCCUACUCCCAGUUCAUGGACGAUUACACCCUCGAUCAAAUCAUGGGCUCGACUAUGAUCCACGAACCUUUGACCAAACUUCAAUGCUGCCCGACUUCUGACGGAGGUGCCGCCGCUGUUCUCGUUUCCCAAGCUUUCCUCGACGCCCGCCCUCACCUCAAAGACCAAGCCGUCCUCAUCGCCGGCCAGACCCUCGCGACCGACGCUCCCUCCCUCUUUUCCCGCUCCGCUAUCGACCUUAUGGGCUUCGACAUGACUAAAUACGCCGCCAAGACCGCCAUGGAAGAAGCCGGCGUAACCCCCGAAGAUGUCAAAGUAUGCGAACUCCACGACUGCUUCUCCGCCAACGAGAUGAUCGUCAUCGACGCCCUCGGCCUCUCUGAGCACGGCAAAGCCCACGAGAUGGUGCGUCGCGGGGACAUCACCUAUGGCGGGAAGAUGGUCAUCAACCCCUCUGGAGGACUUAUUUCCAAGGGUCACCCGCUCGGCGCGACGGGUCUUGCUCAGUGCUGUGAGUUGAUCUGGCACUUGCGAGGAUGGGCGAACAACCGUCUUGUGCCCGACACGACGGUCGCGUUGGCGCACAAUUUGGGACUGGGAGGUGCGGUUGUGGUGACGGUUUAUAAGCGCGCGGAUGGCAAGGCGCCGAAGAAGGUUAGCGAUGAGGAGGUUGCGAAGGUGUCGCCGUUUGGGUACAAUCCCGCGACGCAGGCGAGGGGGUUCACAAAGGCGCAGGCGGAUGGCGCGAGGAGUAAGAAGAUGCGGUCCGACUAUGCCUUGCAGGACAUUGAACAGAAAGUCGAGAGCAGAUUCUAG
Molecule: messenger RNA, 1386 nt
Organism: Zymoseptoria tritici IPO323
Lineage: Eukaryota; Fungi; Ascomycota; Dothideomycetes; Mycosphaerellales; Mycosphaerellaceae
Exons: 2
Coding region: 1-1386 (461 amino acids)
Molecular function (GO): acyltransferase activity, transferring groups other than amino-acyl groups
Source: RefSeq, a predicted model, not a curated record